GUUUGCACCAGUUUGCCAAUCUUCAAAAUAAUCAACUCAGGCUUUUGAUCAAACACUUUGUCUGCAUCCUUUUAUCAUCCAUGGAGGGGAAAGGAAACAGCGCGGCUUCGACGGAUGCCCCAAAGUGGGGUGCGAGCCAGAUGGGCGCGCCUGCGCCGCCAUCAUACCCAGAUAACCAGCAGGCCAACACCUACUGGACUGCCCACAGCGGAGAGGGAAAAGGAGCUAGCUCUGCUCAGACGGAGCCUGCAAAAUGGGGAACACACCAGAUGGGCACUCCUGCACCGCCUCCAUCACACCCUGAGAACCAGAAGGCGGCCGCCUAUUGGGGUCCCCAUCGCGGCGACGAGGAGCGUCCACCAUAUGUUUUGUUCGAGUCAGGUAAUCAUAGCCGCCCAUCAAGCGGAACAAGCCCCAUGGAAACAAUUCUCGACGCCUUCAACUCAUGGACGCGCAAGGCCGAAACUUUGGCAAGCAACGUAUGGCAGAAUCUGAGAACGGCGCCGUCGAUGAUGGACGCCGCUUGGGGAAAGGUGAGUCUGACGGCAAAAGCGCUGACGGAGGGUGGCUUCGAGACACUCUACCGACAAAGCUUCCCGGCCGACCCUUCCGAUCGGGUUAAAAAGACCUUCGCUUGUUAUCUGUCGACCACCACGGGUCCUGUAGCCGGCACGCUGUAUUUAACGACGGCGAACGUGGCGUUCUGCAGCGAUCGGCCGCUUAGCUUCAAGGCGCCGUCGGGGCAGGAGGCGUGGAGCUUCUAUAAGGUCUUUAUCCCUCUGCAAAAGAUAGCUAAUGUGGAUCCGGUGACGGUGAGGGAGAACCCGCCGGAAAAGUAUAUCAAGGUUGUGACGGUGGAUGGGCACGAGUUCUGGUUCAUGGGUUUCGUUAGCUACGAAAAAGCGUCGAACCAUCUCCUGAAUGCAGUUCACGAUAUGGCGGCGGGGCAGUGGGCGGCGGGGCAUCCGACGGCGGAGCAUCGGCCGGCGGGGCAGGGGCCAGCGGGGCAAGGGACGGCGGGGCAUUGGCCGGCGGGGCCACAUGUAGCUGGUCCAGGGGGAGAAGCUUUAGCUAAAGAGGUGUGAAAAAGAUUUGUGUGUGUGAUUUGGUGAGAGUAUUAGGUGCUUGAUGUGUAUCCUACAAAUUGUAAUUGGAUUAGCGAAUCAUGAUUUGGGAGUGUUAUGGAGAUUGUUUGUUAA
This is a messenger RNA of Phalaenopsis equestris, 1199 nucleotides long. Its product is annotated as GEM-like protein 5. Lineage: Eukaryota; Viridiplantae; Streptophyta; Magnoliopsida; Asparagales; Orchidaceae. The transcript has a single exon. The record is from RefSeq and is a predicted model, not a curated record. The coding region runs from base 81 to 1085 and encodes 334 amino acids.